AUGCCAGCAACCUUGUGUUAUGCCUUCCAUUCAACACCAAUUUAUCACCUAGCAAGUGUAUUUAACACGCACUGGGCACUGUAAGCUCUGCCCACUGACCAUUGAGCUUUAAUUGAACCAAUCACAUUCAUUAUGUCCUUGAGACAGAGCUGCCCUCAGGGCAAGAUUGAAUACGGAAAACUGUCCCUAACCAAUCUGGAUUGUUGUUUGAGGUUUAGGCUAAAUCUCUACCACCUGUUCACAUUCUUUUAAACCAACCCUUUGUCCAUCUGCUGGUGAACAAGAGAAAAAGCAUUUAGCAUUUAAAUAAACCGAUAACCAAACCAAAAACAACAUGGAAGCUAUCAAAAAACUAUGAAGAUGAAGAUGAAGGCACUUAAAAUGCCUUUAUUGUGGUCGUACGUUUAAUGAAACAACAUACAAAAAAUGAAUGUAAAAAGAAACAAGAAUACAAUGGAGCAUAUUAUCUACAAUAUUGUAUGUAUACUGCAUAACUUUGCUCUUCAGUAAAACAGAUUUGUUCAUUGAACAAUAUAUUUUAAAAUGUUAUAGAUUGGGUUGCCAGGUGGUGGUGUCAUACAUGACCGAUGACAUCACAAUGGUCUUAAAGCCAAUUUGAACAAUGGGUUAAUGUGGAAAUGUAUCAGUCUUCAUUGGUUAUCGACAUGGCUUGUUUCUGCUGGUGCAAAAAGGUAUGAAAUCAGGUCAUUUAAUCAAUGAACAACUACUAUAAUUCUGGAGUAGUAUGUUUCUCUUAAACCUAGUGGGAAGAAUAAAAGUAAAAUUACAUUCUGAUUGACGAAUACGUAAAAAGUGUACAUGAAAUGUACAUGAAGUUCUGCUAUUGCAAAUGUCACUCAAUGUAACCUGUCUAUACUGUGUUAUUUGAGGUUUAGGAUAGAUACCUAUGAUUCUCCAUUUAGGCCAACCUCUUCCUACUCUUAUGACCCCCCUCUUCCAUUGGCUGGGGAUCUGGGGGGGAAAGUAUUUAGCACUAUCACAUUUUCUUGUCAACAGAAAAAACGUCAGAAAGCAAAUUCAGUUGAUGUGGAGCAGAAGACAAGAAAGAAGAAGGAUAGGGGCACUUCAUCCCCCUCUCCAAUUCCAUCUGACCGUUCUGAACGGAAUGGCUCCGCUACCUCUGACCCCUCACCCUCUGACAAACUCUCCUCCCUCCAUCCACCUCCCUCUCCUGUUAAAUGUUCCUCUCAGCCUUGCUCUCCUGCUGAACAACCCUCUGUACCCCGGUCACCUGCCAAAAACCCUUCCCCAGUUAAAUUCUCUCCAGUGGUGUCCCAGCCUAGUUCUCCCUCUCCUACCAACCCUCUGGACCGUCAUGGAGACACCAGUCAGGAGGGCACAACAGUCAGACUUCUGUCUCUUCAGGAACACUCUAGUCCAAUGCCCCAGAGACCAGUCUCAGCCACCAGAAGCAUGACUCUUCCCAGGGCCAGCUCAGCCACCAGAAGCAUGACUCUUCCCAGGGCCAGCUCAGCCACCAGAGGGUCAGAAGAGACCCAGGGGGCCAGAGGAGAACGGGGGGGAACUGGUCAACAUGGAACUUCUUGGGUUGCCUAACAUUGGCAACACUUGCUUCCUUAACGCCACCCUGCAGUGCCUCCUGGUCCUGCCUUCCUUCUCAAAGGAAAUCCUGCACCAGGAACAACUCUGGAGCUCCUCCCCCUUCUCCAACCUGCUCAGGUGUCUGUCUGAUGUGCACCGUUCGGGUUUACCUGACAGUAUGGCAAACCAGGCCUCAAAAGCAGACCUCAUGUGGAAGGUCAAGUACUCCUUGUCGGGAUACGAUUUGAAGUAUCUGGGGGACACGCAACAGGACGCACACGAGUUACUCGUCAAUAUGCUGUGCCAGCUGAAGGAGGAGGGCAUGAUUCUGAAGACACUCGGGAUGAACUAUACCUGCCCUGUUUCCCAGCUGGAGUUCCAGCUUGUGUCGGUGCGCACAUGUACCAGCUGUGGGCGCGAGUCGUCCACCAGAGAGGACUACAACCACCUCUCAUUGGACAUCAGCCCUGAGCGCACCUUGCUGAACAGCCUAGCACUCACUUUCAAAAGUGAACAGGUUGAAUUCACAUGUGAGGGCUGUAAAGGCCUCCACGCCUCAAAGGUGGAGCAGUUCCACACACUGCCUCUUGUGCUGGUUCUGCAUCUGAAGAGGUUUGGAGGACCUGGGGGGUUGGAGAAGCUGGAGGCUCCUCUUUUGUUUCCUUCGGAGCUGAGGCUCUCCACCCUCUGUGGGGACAUGGUGCCACACCUGCACAGUGCCAGCCCACAGGCCCUCACCAACCAGGCCCCCAGCAUCCAGGGGUCCAUCCCCCAGACCCUCGCCAGCCAAGUCUCCAGACCACCUGGAGAGGCCAAAGACAGCGCCCUCUGCUGUUCAGAAGCAGAAGCCAGUACAGUCAGUGAAUGGUUACUACCAGCUGACUGGCGUAGUCUCUCAUUUGGGAGGCUCCGCAAACUCCGGGCACUACAUUAGUGACAUAUUGCAUGCCAGUGGAAACUGGUUCUGCUGUAACGACAGCCAGGUGUCAAUGUCCAAUGAAGCCACUGUGCUGAGGACCAGAGCCCGGAGUGCCUACAUGCUCUUCUAUAUGUUCAGGUACUGCUUACUCUCGCCAUCUAUAUUCUUGUGUUGCUAUUUAUGUGUACGGUUCCUUUCACCCUACCGGGCAAUAGAGCGGGAGGCCCCAGCACACAGGGCCUAACAGGGCCACCAGCAUCAGCCCCAGACUAAACAGGGGCAGCACCUGGACCAGCCUCCAAACACUCAGACCUGUCUCAACAGGGGUGGUACCAGGCCCAGCCUCAAAACCCCCAGCCCAGCCUCAACCCUCACACACCUGCCUCGAAAGGGGUAGCACUUGGCCCAACAUCAACAACCCCGAGCCCAGCCACAACAGGGGCAGCACUGGGCCCAACAUCAACACACCCAGCCCAGCCUCAACAUGGGAAGAACCAGGCCCAGUCUCAACAUGGGCAGAACAAGACCCAGCCCCAACACCCUCAGACUUGCCUCAAUGAUGUGAUUGAGAUGCUUAAUAUCAACGAUGUUUACAAUGACGCCACACCCUUACUGUACCAUUGUGACCUGUCACUAUUAAAGGCUGUGUGACG
This is a messenger RNA of Oncorhynchus mykiss (rainbow trout), 3135 nucleotides long. Lineage: Eukaryota; Metazoa; Chordata; Actinopteri; Salmoniformes; Salmonidae. The record is from RefSeq and is a predicted model, not a curated record.